AUGGAUGGGCCGACGACACUUGACGCCGAACAGUUGGAGCUAUUAAGAAAACUCGAACAGGCAAACGAGAAACUGGCAGAAGACAUAAAGGCACCCACGACCUCUAGUUUCUUCAAAAAACAUUCGAGGCAGAAUUCGACAUCCAGCCUACUAUCGAACCUCUCAUCUACGUCAGCGUCAUCGAAUUACUUUGAUGCAUCUAACAACUGCAGCUGCAACUUUACUAGCCACAGCAGCAGCAACUUCACUAACCACAGCAGCAGCAGCAGCAACUUCACUAACCACAGCAGCAACAGUAGCCACAACAACUUCGCCACCACCACCAACAACAGAACUCCGAACAGUUUGGAAAUUAGCCCUGUAUUUUGUAAGGCCAACCAGAACGCAACAUCAUCAACGAUGAUUAACUAUAACAAUCAACUGCCUAACUACAGAGAUAACAAUCAUCAACAACAGCAACAACAACAACAUCAACAACAACAACAACAUCAACAGCAACAACAACAAUCUUCUUACUAUCACCAAGAGGAUCAGAGCCAACAAUACGCCAACAAUGCACCAGCAACAACAUCAACAACAUCUCAAAUGGAAAACAAACAAUCAUGGGAAAUGUGGGUUUCACUAAUAACCAAAUGGAACGCAAAAUCGUCAGAGAAGGACCACAAGAAGCCGCAGAGGCUCGCUAAACUUCGGCAAACUGCGGGAGACAUUUUUAAACAGGACUGGUCGAUCCCAGAUCCACUGAGGGGCCUGGUGUGGCAGCUGGUGAGUGGAGUUCGCGACGAAGGCCGGCCACUGCUUGUCAUUAGGAAAGGUGUUUUUUGGGGAUGA
Helobdella robusta is the source of this 831-nucleotide messenger RNA. RefSeq lists its product as hypothetical. The coding region runs from base 1 to 831 and encodes 276 amino acids. The transcript is spliced from 2 exons. The record is from RefSeq and is a predicted model, not a curated record. NCBI's taxonomy places the organism in Eukaryota, Metazoa, Annelida, Clitellata, Rhynchobdellida, Glossiphoniidae.